This is a messenger RNA of Phalaenopsis equestris, 391 nucleotides long. RefSeq names its product dolichyl-diphosphooligosaccharide--protein glycosyltransferase subunit 4A. The coding region runs from base 122 to 235 and encodes 37 amino acids. Lineage: Eukaryota; Viridiplantae; Streptophyta; Magnoliopsida; Asparagales; Orchidaceae. The transcript is spliced from 2 exons. The record is from RefSeq and is a predicted model, not a curated record.
AUUAAGGUGCAACUGCCCGAACGGACCGUCGACCGUAGGUUACCAUUGGAUCAAAAGGCCGCCGGGAGACUGAAGUCCAGAUCGUUGCUUUCCGACCUUGUAGUUCGCAGGCGAUACCGAGAUGAUUGACGAUCAGGACUUGGGCUUCUUUGCAAACUUCCUCGGGAUCUUUAUAUUUGUAUUGGUCAUUGCUUAUCAUUACGUGAUGGCUGAUCCAAAAUAUGAGGGCAAUUGAGUCAAAGAAUUUCUCCGAUGCGGGAAAAUAUAGAGGCUACUUUUAAUGAUGUUUUAGAUGUUCUGCUUAUCAAAGUUUUAAUGCUUUCUAUUGUACUGCACCUGAAUUAUAGUGAAAUUUUCUUUGCUCUAAUGUAGUUAUUUAAGCAAACCAUAA